UUGUCACAGGGUUUCUGCGCCGGGCAGGGAGCGGAGAACCGCGCUGGGUCGCUGCGCGUGGCCCCCGGCCCUGAGCCUGCUUUCUGGAAUAAGAGUCCGCCGGCCGGGGUCGGUGAGCAGGCCUGGCGGGGUGCGGCCGAGGUCGUGCGGGGCGAGAGUUCCAGAGCUGGACUCCGGGCUGCGGGCGGGGGCCCGGACCGAGGGCUGAAUUCGCGUGGCGACCGGGCCGGCGGGCCCAGAGUUACAGACGCUGGAGUUAGGGGUUUGAGUCUCAGCUCCACCUCAGAUCAUCAGUCAUUAGAUUUUCAACUUAGAUCCUAUGCUUGUGCAGUUCAUACCAGGGUUUGUUGCUGCUAUGAAAAUUUAGUGCUGCUGCUGAUCUGACAAGAGAUGGACCUCAGGUCAUAAUGGAAUUAGCAGAUUAGACAAAACUAUUGAAAUAGAAGAGUCUCCCAAGUUCAGGAGCGAGUUUGGAAUGACUGCAAAGAGGCGGAAUGAGGGAGCUUCUUGAGAUGGUGGAAAUAUACGAUUGUGGUACCACUUGAACAACUGUGAAUUUACUAAAACUUGUUGGUGCCACUCACUAAAGCUAAAAAUUCUGCAGUGUAUUUGUGCUCAUCUAAGAAGUAUUUUUCCCCCGGAAGCUUCAAGAUGGAUGAUAAUUUGGAUAAAUUUAUUGAAGAGCGUAAAGCCAAAUUGGCCAAAGACAAAGCAGAACUGGAACAUGACCCUCCUUACAUGGAAAUGAAGGGAAAGACAUCAGAGAAGCUUUCUGAAAAUAGUAAAUUAUUAAUCUCCAUGGCUAAGGAAAAUAUUCCACCAAACAGUCAACAGACAAAGGGGUCUUUAGGAAUUGAUUAUGGGUUAAGUUUACCACUUGGAGAAGACUACGAACGGAAGAAACAUAAAUUAAAAGAAGAAUUGCGGCAAGAUUAUAGACGCUAUCUUACUCAGGGCAUUACACAAGCAAAGAGAAAGAAAAAUUUUCUAUCCACGGGGGAAACAGAUCCAUCUACUCUGGGAGUUUCACUUCCUAUUGGUGAGAGGUUAUCUGCCAAGGAAAGGUUGAAACUUGAACGAAACAAAGAAUAUAAUCAGUUUCUCAGGGGUAAGGAAGAAUCCAGUGAAAAGUUCAAACAGGUAGAAAAGAGCACUGAGCCCAAGAGUCAAAGAAAUAAGCAUCCUGUUAGUCAAGUUAAAUCUGAUUUACCUCCACAAAUACAAACAUCUUGCACAAAUUCAGAAGAUCCCAGGAGGUAUGUCUUAACUCCUUCAGAGACCUAUGAAGAGCUUCUAAACCGAAGGCGACUAGAAGAGGACAGAUACCGACAGCUGGAUGAUGAAAUUGAAUUAAGGAAUAAAAGAAUCACUAAAAAAACCAAUGAGGAAGUGGGUAUUUCCAAUACAAAACAUCAAAGGUUUGCCAGCAAGGCUGGUGUUUCAGAAAGAAGAUUUUACAGAUUUGAUGAAGAUCCUGUUUUUGAUAGACAGUAUUGUAAACCAGACAAAGAUCGUGAAGUAAGUGAAGAAAUGGAUGAAAGGUUUAGAUAUGAAAGUGAUUUUGAUAGAAGACUUUUGAGAGUAUAUAAAAAUGACAGUGCUCAAGACAAUGAACCAUCCAAAUCUAAUAGAGAAAUCUGUAGUCCUUUUGCAGGGAUGCUUUUUGGAGGCGAAGAUCGAGAACUUACUCAGAGAAGGAAAGAGAAAUAUAGACUAGAACUAUUGGAACAAAUGGCUGAACAACAGAAAAAUAAGAGACGAGAAAAAGAUUUAGAACUCAGAGUUGCAGCUUCUGGAGUACAAGACCCUGAGAAAUCGCCUGAUAGACUAAAGCAGUUUAGUGUGACAUCAAGACAAUUUGGAGAGAUGACACCACCUGAAAGACCCAGAGUAGCUUUCCAGACUCCUCUCCCUCCUUUAUCUACUCCUUCUGUCCCACCCAUUCCAUCAAUUCACUCCGCCCCUUCUCAAAAUGAAGAUUUGCACAAUGGACUCAGCAGCACUCUUGGUGAAAUGCUGCCUCCCAGGAUUGCCCCUCUGCCUCCACCUCCCGUACUACCACCUCUGACUACUAACUAUCGAACUCCUUAUGAUGAUGCAUACUAUUUUUAUGGUGCCAGAAAUACUUUGGACCCUAGUCUUGCCUAUUAUGGUUCAGGAAUAUUGGGAGUACAGCCUGCAGCUUAUGCUAGUGCUCCUGUUACCCACCAGCUAGCACAACCCAUGGUGAAUACAGUUGGACAAAAUGAACUGAAAAUUGCAAGUGACCCAGUGGUAAAUUCAGGACUGAUUUUUGAAGAUAAGCCAAAACCUUGUAAACAGUCUCUUCAGUCUUACCAAGAGGCUUUGCAGCAGCAGAUUCAGGAAAGAGAAGAAAGAAGGAAGAAAGAACGUGAAGAAAAAGAAAAAUAUGAAGCUAAACUGGAAGCUGAAAUGAAAAUUUACAACCCUUGGGGAAAAAGUGGAGGUGGUGCUCCUUUGAAGGAUGCAAGUGGAAAUUUGAUAACUGAUUUGAAUAGGAUGCACAAACAAAAUAUAGAUGCCUACCAUAACCCAGAUGCAAGAACAUAUGAAGAUAAAAGGGCUGUUGUAUCUCUAGACCAAAAUUUAGCCACUUCAAAUGCUGAGAACCUAGAAGAUUCUGCAAAUAACAACUCAGGCCACGUGCAAACACAGAGCUCUCCUUUUGCUCGGGGAAAUAUAUUUGCUGAGCCUCCAACUGAACUUCAGAUUAAACAGCAAGAAUUAUACAAGAAUUUUCUUCGUUUUCAGAUUGAGGAAAAAAAACAAAGAGAAGAAGCAGAGCGAGAAAGACUGAGAAUUGAAGAAGAAAAAGAAGAAAAACGGCUUGCAGAACAGAGAGCACGAAUUCAGCAAGAGUAUGAAGAAGAACAGGAGAAGAAAAGGGAGAAGGAGGAGGAGCAAAGAUUAAAAAAUGAAGAGCUCAUUCGGUUAGCUGAAGAAAGGCGAAAAGAAGUAGAAAGAAAGAAGAGAGAAGAAGAAGAAAAGCAUAACCUGCAACUUCAGCACCACUAUGAAAGGGAAAAUAAGAUUGGGGAAGAAACAAAGCACUUGAGACAGCCUUCUCCUGUGGUUCCUGCUCUUCAGAACAAAAUUACAAGCCAACUCCAAAGACCUCCUUCAGUUGACAGCAUCAUAAGUUCCUUCAUUCAUGAAAGUUCAAUGUCCAGGGCACAGUCUCCUCCAGUACCUGCAAGGAAAAAUCAGCUCCGGGCAGAAGAGGAGAAAAAAAAUGUGAUUAUGGAGUUAUCAGAAAUGAGAAAACAGCUUCGCAGUGAAGAAAGGCGUUUACAAGGGCGGUUACUCCACAUGGACAGUGAUGAUGAAAGUUUUAUAAGGAAAAGAGAAAGGAAUCCUGUGGAUAUAUUUGACAUGGCCAGGCAUCGAGUGCAAGCUCCCGUCCGGAGACAGUCACCUAAAGGCUUAGAUGCUGCCACUUUUCAGAAUAUCCAUGACUUUAAUGUGCUGAAAGAUAGGGAUUCAGAAACAAGAGUUGAUUUGAAAUUGAUGUACCCAGAUCCUCCAAGAGAUCAUCACACUUUAGAGAUUCAGCAGCAAGCCCUACUAAGAGAGCAGCAGAAGAGGCUGAACAGAUUGAAAAUGCAGGAAAGUGCUGAGGCUGAUUUAGAUGCCAUCCUAAGUGCUAAAGUACGAGAGCACAGAACGCCCAGAGAAGACACUGAUGAUUUCUUGAAAAAUUCAUUGUUGGAAUCUGAUAGUGCUUUUAUUGGUGCUUAUGGGGAGACAUAUCCUGCCAUAGAAGAUGAUGCCCUCCCUCAACCAUCGCAGAUCCCCUCUGCAAGAGAGCGCAGGAGGAACAAAUUGAAAGGACUGGAGUUUGAUACCAGUUGUCCUAAUAUACCACCAGAUGGCCUUUCUUUAAGAUCUGUCUCCAGUAUAAAUGUUGAUCAGCUUAGAAUGAGAAAUGAGGAACGUAUGCGAAGACUGACUGAACUUCAGAAUAAACCUAUUAACACAGAUGAUGAAAGUUCACUGGUUGACCCUGAUGACAUCAUGAAACAUGUGGGUGAUGAUGGAUCAAACUCUGUAGCAACUGAGCCGUGGCUCCGCCCUGGUACCUCAGAAAGCCUGAAACACUUCAUGGCUGAACAGCUCAACCAGGAGCAGCAGCAGGCUCCUGGAAAGCCAGGCACCUUUACUUGGCAGGGCCUGUCUACUGCCCAUGGUUAAGAGAAAGCUGUACUGGACCCAGUAGUGCCUUUAUGGUGAAAGGAAUGUUAAAUCUGUGCCAUUAAUAUAUUCUACUUUGGGCCCCUACCUGAAAUUAUGGUCCUUCUCUGUAUAAAGUGUAUUUUUCCAUGAUGAUGAUAUAUAUAUAGUAUACAUGAGGCCAUGAUUAUUGAUUUAUAUAAUUGUAUAGAAUUAUUUUUGCACAGUUUUGCCAUGUAUUAGGAUGGUAAUAACCUAUACCAUAUGUGCAUUAAAUUCUGCUUGUCAUUAAGAUAAGAUGAAUAAAAUGUGUCUUAACAAUGUUCUAAAACCAGAAUUAUCUUUAUUAUUUGCACAUUUGCCAUGGUUAUUUUUGUUUCAAAGAAUUUACAUCUGUUGUAGCUGUGACAAUUCCAAUUGUUAUUAAAUGGGCUAUUUUCAUGUCAUUUCUAGGUACUGAUUUAGUAGAAAUGGAGGGAGCUACAAUUAAUUUAUUCCUGUGAACCAUACACUAAAUGUUUUAUCUUUCAGUCUCUUUCAUUUUUAUGCUGAUAGACAAUUAUGUCAACUUACCAAUUUAUAUGAUUUAACGACUUCCUGACAAAUAAAUUAUUUUUAUUACCAAUGUCAA
This is a messenger RNA of Cavia porcellus (domestic guinea pig), 4822 nucleotides long. It is a transcript of the gene Cspp1, whose product is annotated as centrosome and spindle pole associated protein 1. Gene Ontology annotation, biological process: positive regulation of cytokinesis. The record is from RefSeq and is a predicted model, not a curated record. Bases 652 to 4212 code for a protein of 1186 amino acids. The transcript is spliced from 32 exons. Gene Ontology annotation, cellular component: spindle pole; centrosome; microtubule. NCBI's taxonomy places the organism in Eukaryota, Metazoa, Chordata, Mammalia, Rodentia, Caviidae.